AUGACGAUGAAGAAGAGGCGAAAGCGAACAACCUCCCCCGCCGCCGUCCCCUGCGAGGACCGAAUCUCAGCUUUGCCGGACGAAGUCCUCCACUGCAUCCUCCGCCGCUUAGAAUCCCACCGGCAAUCGGCGCAGACCACCGCAAUCUCCAGCCGCUGGCGAAACCUCUGGCGCUCGUACCCAGUCGUGGAGUUCGACGCCGACUGGCAGACGAAGAACAGCUCCAUCCGGGCAAACGAGUACCUCGAGAAUUUCUGCGCCACCGCGAUCAAUAAGUUCUCCCAACACAAGGAAUUCUUCCGGAUCGAAACCCUCAAGGUCUCGGUUAGACUCGACCACAGCGUCGGCAGCCGCUCCCCUGUUCUCCAAUGGCUGCUCGAUCUGGCGUGGCAGAGGAAAGUCCAAGAGUUCGCCGUCAAGUUUGAGUGCGCCGACAACACAAUCCAACACCCCUUCACCUUAACCGUCCGAGGGCUCAGCAAACCGGGCCCCGAAUCGAUCAAAUUCACCGGCGUCAGGAUCUUUCAUCCCGCCGGCCGCUUCCGCCCCUGUUCUGUGAACUCCCUCAGAUCCCUCCGGCUGGAAUGCGUGUCGAUUGACGACCAGCUAUUCGUCGAUUUAAUCGCCAGCUCUCGCCUCCUCGAAACCCUAGAACUCGACGCACUUUCAGGGGUGAGGAAAAUCCAGAUUUCCAACAACCUGAAGACGCUCAGAAUUGUGAAUCCGGUCGGUUCUAAGGAAAUCGAGAUCUCGGCUCCCCUGCUCGAGACUCUGCAUCUCAAGGGGCUGAACUGGGGAUCCACGAUCGGGUUAAUCGCGGCUCCCCAGCUCAGAUUCCUCGAAUUCGGAGGCAUUGCAGCACAUUUCAGCGAGGUGAUCUCCAAGCUGCCGUCUCUCAGGUCCCUGAUCCUGCACGGUGGGCCCGACCGGAAGGUGAGGUUCUCGAGCCCGCCGCAGCUCGAGGAAUUCAAGCUGGUCGUUGGGGCGGAGUCGGAGUUGGAGGAGAUACAGGUUGAUGCUGCUGGUGGAGCUGGUGCUGGUGGUCCCUGCAGUCUGACGAAGUUCGUGCUCUGCUGUCAGGAUCGGUUUCCUGACAGGUUCAGGAAAUGCCAAAUUCGCAACGCGGUGAGUUGUGAGUGGGAGGUGGAUUUCAGGCAGUUGGAUCCUGCGGCUUACAAUCCGCACCAAAUGUUUGUUGGGGUCGAGAGUUUCGUCGCCAGGUUGAAGAAGUUCCAAGUCGUUAACAUGAGCUUUCUCAGCUUCCAUCAGGUUGCUUUCUAUCCGGAAAAAGUGGGAGCCGUUGCAAGGGCAACAGCGAUCAAGCACUUGAAGCUGGAGACGAAAUCGCCGCUGACCAACGCCAAGAUCGUACUUUUGGACGGCGCGUUCUGGGCCUGCCGUCCCAAGUUCCUGACCAUAGUUCGCAGAGGCUUGACGUCGAAAGAGUUCUUCAGAACUCUUUUGGGUCUGAUUUCGCGGAAACUGUCCUGUGCCGACGACAGAAGAGGCGGUGAUCACCCUUAUAACUGGCAGCGUCAUUUGAAAGAUGCGAAGAUCGUUGUAGUGCGAGGCUCGGAGAAUCGAAACAAAAGGGGAGGAGGAGGAGGAGGAGGAGGAGAAGAGGAGGUGAUGGUGGAAAUUUCAGAGGAAAUGGUCCCGCUCCUUACGGUCCAGAAACGAGUUUGCUUCAUGUUGAUUUGGCAGUAA
Molecule: messenger RNA, 1707 nt
Organism: Linum tenue
Lineage: Eukaryota; Viridiplantae; Streptophyta; Magnoliopsida; Malpighiales; Linaceae
Source: the annotation of a GenBank genome assembly